Messenger RNA from Nematolebias whitei (Rio pearlfish), 3030 nucleotides. It is a transcript of the gene nova2, whose product is annotated as NOVA alternative splicing regulator 2. NCBI's taxonomy places the organism in Eukaryota, Metazoa, Chordata, Actinopteri, Cyprinodontiformes, Rivulidae. Gene Ontology annotation, biological process: mRNA splicing, via spliceosome; regulation of alternative mRNA splicing, via spliceosome. Gene Ontology annotation, molecular function: mRNA binding. The transcript has 5 exons. Bases 630 to 2189 code for a protein of 519 amino acids. Gene Ontology annotation, cellular component: cytoplasm; nucleus. The record is from RefSeq and is a predicted model, not a curated record.
GGAUGCUCUGAACGCAGGACUGCAGCAUCUUCAGCGCCACCGCGAGCCGCACAAACCGUCUCUUUCUGUGUCUUCCUCCAGCCCCGGACCCCCGCCAUCACCCGCCAUCACCCGCCAGCCCGCCGACCCACGCGUGUCUCCACGGCACGAGCAGGGCAGGACGAGCCGGAAAUCUUUCCAAGCAGUCGGAUUUUUCUCGGACCACCUCGCGCUCCGGCUGGUUCGUCCUCUUUGUCUUGGGUUCUUGUUGUGUUCUCGCGGAGGAGCCGCCGGGCACGAGAGCUGCUUGCAGCGGGAUGACACGCGCGCACAGCACGCACGUGUGAAGCUUGAUGGAAGAGUAAAGAGCCGCCUGCUUUGAUUCGUGUUUCUCCGCAGGAGGAGCGCUCCUUUCUCUCUCUCUCCGUCUGUGCGCAGCAUCUCUCUGUACGCGGACACGCGCAGUCAACCUGCCCCGUGCGUCACAAACAAGGCGUAUUUCCUCCAUUCUUAAAGCUCCGUUCCGACGAUUCACCGUCCGCUCGGCUGCGCUGCGUAAAAUCUGAGAAGAAGAAAAAAAAAAAAAAAACGACGCAAAGGGGGGAUUUGAACGCACGCGCAGCUUAAAGCAUCCAAGAGCGAGCUCGAAAAUGAUGGCCGGCGGAGCAGUGCAGCAGAACGGCAUCUUCUCCAACCCGCACCAUCACAGUCAGCAGCCCCACAUGGAGUCCGACCCCCCGGAUUCACGGAAAAGACCCCUGGAGACCCCGACGGAGGCCAGCAGCACCAAGCGCACGAACACGGGAGUGGCCUUCCUGCAGCCCAUAUUUGAAUCUGAAGGCAUUGUUUACCCUCAACAAGAAACUGACACUCAUGAGGAAGGCGAGUACUUCCUGAAGGUUUUGAUUCCCAGCUAUGCAGCUGGUUCAAUCAUCGGGAAGGGAGGUCAGACCAUCGUCCAGCUGCAGAAAGAGACCGGAGCCACCAUCAAACUGUCCAAAUCUAAAGACUUCUACCCCGGCACGACAGAGCGCGUGUGUCUGAUCCAGGGGACGGUGGAGGCGCUCAACGGCGUCCAUGACUUCAUCGCCGAGAAGGUGAGGGAGAUGCCUCAGAGCACCCAGAAGACAGAGCCGGUCAGCAUCCUGCAGCCGCAGACCACCGUCAACCCGGACCGCGUCAAACAGGCCAAGCUGAUCGUCCCCAACAGUACGGCCGGGCUCAUCAUCGGGAAAGGUGGAGCUACGGUCAAAGCGGUGAUGGAGCAAUCUGGUGCAUGGGUCCAGCUCUCCCAGAAGCCCGAGGGCAUCAACCUGCAGGAGCGUGUGGUCACCAUCAGUGGUGAGCCGGAGCAGAACCGAAAGGCAGUGGAAAUCAUCGUCCAAAAGAUCCAGGAGGACCCGCAGAGUUCCUCCUGCCUCAACAUCUCCUACUCUAACGUCACAGGGCCUGUGGCCAACUCCAACCCCACCGGGUCCCCGUAUGCCAACUCCACCGAGGUGAUGCCGGCGGCAGCAGCCGCCGCGGCAGCUACAGCUUCUUCUCUGCUCGGUCAGGCAGGUUUGGCUGGAGUUGGAGCCUUCCCGACCACCAUGUCCAGCUUCUCAGGCAACGACCUGCUCGCCAUCUCCUCCGCCCUCAACACUCUGGCCAGCUACGGGUACAACACCAACUCUCUGGGCUUGGGGCUGAACCCAGCAGCAGCUUCAGGGGUGUUAGCCGCCGUGGCGGCCAACGCCAACCCAGCAGCAGCAGCCGCAGCCAAUUUAUUAGCAUCCUAUGCCAGUGAUGCGUCCACCAGCGCAGCUCACCCUGCAGCCAGUCUCGGGGGCCUCUCUCUGGGAUCCUUAGCUGCAGCUACCGGCGCCACCAACGGCUACCUGAGCGCUGCGUCCCCACUCAUGGCGUCGUCUCUACUGGCGACAGAAAAGCUUGCAGAAGGAGCGAAGGAAGUGGUUGAGAUCGCCGUGCCAGAAAACCUGGUUGGAGCCAUUUUGGGGAAAGGAGGGAAGACGCUAGUGGAGUACCAGGAGCUGACCGGCGCCAGGAUCCAGAUCUCCAAGAAAGGCGAGUUCAUUCCAGGAACCCGGAACAGGAAGGUGACCAUCACGGGCUCACAGGCCGCCACGCAGGCCGCACAGUACCUGAUCAGCCAGCGGAUCACCUACGAGCAGGGGGUACGCGCCACCAACCCACAGAAGGUGGGCUAAACCUGACAGCCAAUGAGAAACGAGGAGGAAAAGAGGAAAAAAGAGAAACGAAAGGGGGCUCGGGGGAGGAGAAUUUAAAGAAAAAGCGAGAGUGUGAAAGGAAAAUGGAGAGGAGGUCAAAAAUGUUGGAAGGAAUCGGUUUUCUUCUGCGUGUUUUCAGUAUUAAAAAAAAAGUUUUUGACACAAAAGCAAAAUGUGCGGAGAAGAUGAGGAGGGAGAGGAGCGCCGAAAAACCAAGAAAAAAAUGUGUAAAAUGUAAAUAAGUUUUAUUACUUAACGUCUUGACCUUUUGGGAUUUUUAUUGUUCGUUUUGUUUCGUUCAGUAAAUUAAGCUGUCUGUUCGUGUGUUGUGUGGACAGAGCUGAAUGCCUGAGAGCCUACGGGGGGGAGGGAGGCAGGGGGGGCAGAGAGGGGGAGGGUUGGUGUUUUUACAGGGUACAACCCUCCACCCCCUCAAACCCUGAAUCCUGUAAGGAAGCAACCCUUACCCUUCCCUCCUCCCCCCCCCCUCAGCCCACGUCCCAUAUUCUACAGCAGGGCUUCUGUUUUUCUUCUAGAUCUGCCCCACCUCCCUCAAAUCCCCUCCCCCCACUCUUUUGCCCCGCCCUUUUUAUCAAAAACUUUGUAAUGAGCAAGAAGCUGUGUGGAAGAAGAAACGUCCCGACUCCCCCCACCUUUACUCUCCCUCCUGUAUCGGAUCUCACCUCCCCGCCGGGACAGGACCGGUGGGUGAGGUGGAUCUGAGGGGAGGUGUGUGGUGGGGAGGGGUUAACGUUUUUUUGUUCGCACACACACACACACACAUGCACACACACACACACGCCCGUACAACCUGUGAUGC